Molecule: messenger RNA, 291 nt
Organism: Aspergillus alliaceus
Lineage: Eukaryota; Fungi; Ascomycota; Eurotiomycetes; Eurotiales; Aspergillaceae
Exons: 2
Coding region: 1-291 (96 amino acids)
Source: RefSeq, a predicted model, not a curated record
AUGUCUGCUCCGUUAAACUCGUCCCAUCCGGGUGCCCUCGUGUCCGACCUUAUCGAGAAAUACAUUCAUGAAGCUAAGGCCAGCCUUACCAAGGCCAUUAGUUCCCUCCAGGCAGCCGAAAACAGCCUUCAGUUGGUUGGUCCUCUCUCGGGAAUGCCCGCUACCCUCUCCGCUCAACAGAGACAUGGUGGUUUGGAGAUGGGUUAUGGACAGUUGGAGAGCUCUGUGGAGAUUAGCGGUGAGGCUAUUGAGUCUCUUCAGUCUGCUAUCGCUCUGAUGACCGGCCGUUAA